Messenger RNA from Sceloporus undulatus (fence lizard), 4914 nucleotides. RefSeq names its product family with sequence similarity 186 member A (gene FAM186A). The transcript is spliced from 4 exons. The record is from RefSeq and is a predicted model, not a curated record. The coding region runs from base 1 to 4914 and encodes 1637 amino acids. Lineage: Eukaryota; Metazoa; Chordata; Lepidosauria; Squamata; Phrynosomatidae.
AUGGAUGUCUUUAAGUUAGCAUGGGAAAAUCUGCCAUCCCCUGUUCCCAAAAAGGAUGAUGCUGAAUUGUCAGCCUCAUCAAAAUCAGGAAGUGAAAGUGAAGGUGAAUCAGAAAGUGAUAUUGAUGCCAAACCCAAAGCUCCAAUCAUGAAACCCGAAAUCACCAUAUCUUCAGUAAUUGAAAUCCCCCCUUCUGUGAAGAAUGUGUUGGAAAAACUGGAGGUAUCACAGCUAGAAAGAGCAAAGAAGGAGAUCGCUAAGAAACUCUGCCGCAUUGUGGACAAUGUGAACCAUACCUACGAACGCUACAGGAAGGAUGAGGGAACUGACCCUGAGAUAGAAAGGGAAUACCAGCAAUCUCAGUCAUGGGAAGAGAGAAGUCGCCGGUCUCAUUUUCUAAAUAAAGUUUCUGAAGUGCUUGAAGACAGUGUGUUGAAAGUCCAGGACUUACAAAUGGUGUUGGAGUCAUGCAAAGGCUGGUAUGAUAUGUUGAAAACAAUUGACUGGAAAGAAAUGGAGACUCCCACUGAUAGAAUGGUUGAGGAUUUGGAAAAACGCCUCCUGAACUUUAUUAACUCAAUUGAAACGAAUAUUCACCAUCUAAUCAAGAUAUUCCACCCACUCUUAGACGGGAAAGACAAGUCAAGACGAAAGUCAGCUCCACGACCUGGCAUGUUUAAAGCAUGGCGAGAGAAAAUGGUAGAAAAACCCCAUGAUGUUGAGCCCUUGACCCCGCAGCAGAUGAUGGAAGAUGAAGCUCUUACUUUGGUACGCUGUCAUGAGGUGAACAACAUGAUACAGGAAAUUAUAGAUUCUACGCUCUUCAGCAAAGUAGAAGCUCUUGGCAUCAAGUACAUUGAAGCCAUGAUGACAAGCCUCACAAAGGCUUUCAGCCAUCUAAGUAAACAAUGCAGAAGCCUUAAAAUCAAAUGCGAAAGCCUAGCAAUCCUAGAAACCCGGAAGCAGGACCCUCAAAUUGGGAGCCUGCAGAGAGAACUGAAGAUGGCCCUGGAGAAAAAGGCAGCGCUGGAAAUACAAGUGCAGAAUGUUGAGGAAAGAUGCAAGGUCCUCCUCAUCACGAAUGAAAUGAUGCAAAGGGAGCUGCAGGAUGCCAAUGAAAGAGCACUGGUGGGAACUAAAGUCAUUUUCCCCAGGGCUCCGCCUGCCAAAGCUCCCACCAAAUCUCCCUCAGAUACUCAAAAAGCAGUGGUCAAGUCUCAGCCAGAUGCUGAAAAAGCAGUGACGACUCAAACAGAGGCUGCAAAAGAAAUGAAAUCUAAGCCAGAUGCUGAAAAAGAAGAGAAAAGUAAAAUGGAUGAGAAACCAUUUACAGAAGUCCCAAGUGGUCUGCCUCAAAAGAAGCAAAGUGUAACCUUUCAAGAUAAGGACAUUUUUUUCAGUAUUCCAGAGGUGGAAACCAGAAGCCUUGAGAAGCUGCAGGUGGUGGUUCCUGAAGAAGAACAGAAAGAGGCUCUUACCCUUCUCGAAGAAAUUCUUCCCCCCUCUGAACCAUCAUUUACCCCCCUUGAGGAAUCACUUAUCCCCCUUGAAGCAAGGCCUCAAGUGAGCAGAAUUUCAUUGGAUGGGACGGCUGAAGAGGCGGCAGUAAUCCAAAUGCUGCCAGAGGCAGAAACAGCUCAAACAUUGCUGGAGGUACCACUAACUGAAGCACACCCUGACAGAGAACCAUCCUCAGAAGAGCCACCACAGGCACCCUCAAAGGAAAAAGCCGUAGGUGUUUCUACCAGCACAGAGGAUGAGCAAUCUUUUGAAACAGAAGUGCUACCCAAAGAGAAAGAACAUGUCCACAGUGGCAGACUGAAAGCAGCUCAAAUGGCCAAAAGGACCUCCAAGUUAGGUCAGUGGAAAAAGCUGCAAACUUCCCUCUUAAAAAAACCCAUAAAAUCCCAAGAAGGGCUGCCAACAGCCCCACCUGAAGAAAGUGCUCCUCCAACCAUACCUGACAAAGUGUCUGAAAUGAAGCCAUCACCCAAAACCUUAGAAGAUGGUGGUGCACAUAAAAUGGAGGCUGAAGAGGAGUCCAUUAAGGGCAGUUCUCCAGAAGCAGUACCUCCAGUAUCAUCCAGACAACCUGAAGAAGAAGUGUCACCCACACCCUUAGAAGAUGAUGGCUCCCCAAAACCUGAGACUGAAGAGGAGUCCGUUAAGGGAAGUUCGCCUGAAGUGGAACCUCCUGUAUUAUCAAAAGAGUCUGAAGGAGAAGUAUUACCCAAACCUUUAGAAGACAAAAGUACCCCUAAACCUGAGACAGAAGAGGAGUCUAUUAAAGGAAGUGCCCCUGGAGUGGAACCCCCAGAAUUGCCCAAACCACAAGCAGAAGCCUCAGCUCCUAUCACUUCUCCUGAGGUGACACGUGGAAAGCGGAAAACAUCCCUGAGAAUCAGCGCAGGGAAAGUUGUUACCACUGUAAAAGUUAAAAGACUUGUCAAAGUCAUGGGAGACAGCAUGACUCAGAAGCCUGCAACAGCUCCAGAUAGCCCAGAGAAAGGGGGCAUAGAUUCCUUAGACAUUUCACAACCAAUUUCAAGUGAAGGAGUCGAGGAUUCAGCCACUGAAACACAAGAAGCCGUUCAGGUACUGGUACCAAAACGGUGGCUGGGCAAGACAAAAGAAGCCAGAGAAAAGAGAGAAACAAAACGCACUGGUAGAGUGCUAGCAGAUGUACCACAUCCAAAGCAAGAGGAGAAGACAGAAGAGCUCAUCCAUGGUUUAAGUACAAAGUUGCAGGAGGUUGCCAAUGAGAGAGGUGGUGUGAUUGAUGUAGAAACUAUUAAAGAAAUUUUUGCAGAAAUGGGUAUAACAGAUCGUGGUGCUUAUCCGGGACAAGUAUCAGGAAGCCACUCUGCAGACAAACAAUCCAAAAGCAGUGCUGCAAAAAAGUCUUCCUUGCCAGUCCCUGGAGCUGAACAAGCAUCUAAGAAGGAAAAGAGAAGCGCAAGUGUUGAAGAAUCACCUUCUGGGGCGGAUGCCAGCUCUCUACUGCAAGAAUUCCAAGCGGCCAUCCUUGCUAGCUUAGAACACAAGCUAGAGAAGGCAAAGGCUAGCUUAGAGGACAAGCCAGAGAAGGGAAAGAAGGGUUCCCUGAGCAGUCACAAACACUCAGUCCGAUUCCAGCCUACAGACCCACUCUCUCAACAGCUCUUUCAAGUGAUAGAGAGAAAGCUAGAGGAAUGCUUCUUACUGAAGCAGAGAUCCCAUACUGGCAGAGGUAGGCCAAAGUCAUUGAGAAGCACACAUAGUAAAGGAGAGCUAGGAGAUGAAGAGGAGAAAGAAAUCAAAGUUAUUACACCAUCCUUUGAAAGUCAUUCUGCACUGGACCUAUUGCCCUCACCCAGUUCUUUCAGUUUGUCUCAAACCGAAAGGGAGAAGCCCAUGCCACAUGAAGACUCCUCACAUUUAAAGGCAUGGCCAUAUCAAGAAGAGGAAGGGGAACAAGUGACAAAAGGCCAAGAAGAGCUACCAAGUGGGAAAAAAUCUUCCUUCCCAUGCCUGCCCAUGGUGGAAGAGGAAAAGGAGGAUUCUUUGGACAAGAUCUCAUCUCCCAGGGAAGAAGAGCAUCUGCCUGAGGAAAGAGAUGUGCAGCGCAAGGAAUCAUGGGAGGAAGGGCUAGAAGAAGGAAGGAAAGGGCCUUCUGAGGAACAGCUCAGGCACACCUGGGGGAGAAAGGAGCCGGAGCGGAAAGAGAGCAAGGCAGAGCGAGGAAGGAGAGGUUCGCAGGAGAUAGACGAUCAUAAGGGGGACUGGUACAUCCAGUUGCAGGAGCAGCUGCAGCGGGAGAAGGAGCAGCUGCAAGAGGAGCAAGGGCGGUUGCAGGAGGAGCGCCAGCGGUUGGAGGAGGAGGAGACGUACCUGAAGCAGUGGCAGGAGAUGUUUGAGGAGCAGCGGAAGCAGUGGGAAGCACAGGAGGAGCAGCGGCAGGAGCAGGAGCGCCUGUGGCAAGUGCAGCUUCAGCACUGGCACCACCUGCAGCAGGAGAACGAGGAGCGGGAGCAGCACUGGGCAAGGCAGCAGGAGCAGCACAAGGAGCAGCACAUGCUCCUGGAGGAGGAGGUGGCACGGAUGAAGCAGGAGUACGAGGAGUACCUGAAGAUGCGCGGGCAGCAGGCGGAAGAAGUCUGGCACUGGAACCAGCUGAAGGCCUGGCACGAGGAGCGCCAGCAGUUCUGGCAACAGGAGGACGAGGAACGGGAGAGAAAGCAAGCUCAGUGGCAGGAGCAGCUGACACGCCACAGGGAGGAGAUGGAGACCUUGCAGCAAGAGCGGGAAGAGAAGGAGCGGGAGCUCAAGAAGUGGCAGCAGACGCAACAGGAGUGGCACGGAGAGCUGGAGCGCCUUUGGGAGAAGCGCUGGGAGCAGCAGCUGCAGCGGUGGCACCACCAGAUGCGGAAACAGCGGGCCCAGCAGCUGAAGUGGCAAGAGCAGAGCAGAAAGUUGAUGGAGAGGCAGCACGUAGUGCAGAGAGUUCAGUCUCUGGCUCCCAAGAUGAAAGUGGUGGAGGGUUCCAUUCUGGAUCAGUUUGCCAAGCGUUACAAAGUUUCUCCAGUCCCCAGGGAGAGACGUCUUUCUACCACCCCCCAGAUCACCCCCAUCCCUAGCAGGGAAUUUGAGGAAGAUUCCUGGGAGCUGGAAACCACUUGGUUCCCUAAGCUGUUCUCCAAAGCGGAGGAGUUUCCUGCACCUGGUGUCACAGAGAAACGGUAUUGGAUAAAUGUCGAGGCACAGAGGAGAAACCUGGAGCUGUUGAGGGAAGCUGUCCAGAGGUCUGGAAUUUCAACAGAUCUAUACAUCAAAGCCGAUGCAAUCAUCCACCAAGUAUUAUACAGCAAUGUCGAGAGGCUGGCUUUGCUCUUCAGAAAAUAUGCAUCUUUCAGCCAUCUCCAGCAGGCCAGGUAA